CACAUAAAGGUUUGCACGGUUAAUUAAGCAUUUUGAUACAGGAGCCCGGCUGCAUCAUCCAUAUGCAAAACUGAACGAUGAUUAACGAUGAUGGAAAUUGUCUUAAGGUUUUAGUGAUGAGCAUUGUCAUUUCCAAGGUAUUACAUUUUCUGCAAAAAAAAAAAUAAAUAAAUAAAUGAAUUGCUUACUUGUGCACAACUCACCACUAUGCUGCAGUAUUGUGGGUGGCUUGCCUUCCAGUAUGUGGUUUAUGGCUCGGGUGCUUUUUUCAAUAAAGUCUGUUUUUGUUAUUGUCCACCAAGCAGAAAUCUAUACUGACCUAGUGUUUCUUAUUUAGAGACUUGUUCAAGUCCCCUUUGUCUAGUGAUGGAUUUGUUUUGCUAUUACAAACGCAGCUUUUCACUUCACAAGAACUGGAGUCGCGUGGAUUACUUGUGGAUUAUUGUCAUGCUUUUAUCAGUGUUUCGGACUGACGGCACCCAUUCAGCAUCCGCUGCUGAGCAAGUGAUGUAAUGCAAAUGUAUUCUGAUGUAGAAACAACUCACGUUACUUUUUCAGCAAAUUUCUAUGUUAGGGUGAACUUUUGCUUUAAGAACGGAGCCCUUAAAAAAGUCCAAACAUCUAAAAUUGAAAAGUUUGCGGUCAAUAAAAUAAAGCUGGCUAUAAGUAGUUUAAUAAUAUUGUUCAAGUAAUGUUCACAGUUGCACUGAUUAUGUAACACUUGACGAUGAGCCUGGGGAUGGUUCUGUUUUAAUCCAUGUAAGAAUUUGUGUCAUUUGUUUAUGGUUGGCCGUCAAGCCACAUUUAAUUUACCAACCUAUUUUACUUUGACCUUAUAUCAUUUAUUUGUUGUAAUAAAAGCGUGGGUGUAUCAGGAAGGGCAGGACAUUUUCAGGACCAUCAGCAACUGAUUUGAGGCGACAGUGAAGAUGGAGCCAUGGCUAUAUGCUUUGCUCUCCAGUCCCCUUUGCCUCACGGCAACCUUUUUCAACAUCAUCUUCUCUUUUUGCCUAAUGAGACCAGUCGCCGGAGUGACGCUUCGCAAUCCACUGUGCUUCUUGUUAAUUGUGGUGCUAUUCAAUUCAACGUUUCAACAACUGGUGACUGUGAUGACCAUAGUUAUGCUGCUUUUUGAUGCACCGUUCUGGCUUCAAACGCUAACCAGAGCUUUGAUUUAUCAGUUUUUCUGCGCCAACUUCUCCUGCAAUGCCUGGAUCAGCAUUUUCUACUACAUUUCAAUUGUUCCUCAACAACAUCCAGUCUUCAUGUGGAUUAAGAGGAAUAUUAAUGCCAUAAUAUAUAUCGGCUUCGCUCUGAAUCAAAUCGUGCUUGUGAUUUCUUUGUCUUUGGGAGCAGUGAUGUAUUUUUUGCUCGAGCCUGUCCCAAACAAUUCCACUUCACCCAAACUAAACAAAACAUCAACAUUCGAAAACUCAGACUCAGUCCUGUAUUUGUUUCACGUGUCCAAUUUUACAUAUUUGCUAUAUUGCACCUGCCCGCUGUUUACAUUAUUAUUCUCUUGGGGAAAAACCUUUGUUUAUCUACGUGAACAUAUGAAAAAGAUGGGACAGAGUGGCGAAUCUUUUUCCCAGCCUCAGCAGAAGAGCCAGAUGAGGGUGACAGUAACUGGCAUGGUACAGGCAGCCCUUUUUCUGCCCAGCAGCCUAUGGACUAUAGCAGCUGCUUCCCUCUACAUAACAGACCUCUUUGAAAAGGUUGAUCCCAGUAGAUUUGUCACAAUGACAUUCUGCUCAAUGUCCAGUUUGGGAAAUUUACUGUGUUUUGGAUUCUCCCAGUCUGUGUUUCGCCAUGGAAUUGUAAGUGUCAUUAAGAAACUAAAGAGACACAAAUGAGAUCUUAGGAUUCUCCCCACUUACACGUAG
Puntigrus tetrazona (Sumatra barb) is the source of this 1883-nucleotide messenger RNA. RefSeq names its product taste receptor type 2 member 60. Gene Ontology annotation, biological process: G protein-coupled receptor signaling pathway; sensory perception of taste. The record is from RefSeq and is a predicted model, not a curated record. Gene Ontology annotation, molecular function: G protein-coupled receptor activity. The transcript has a single exon. Gene Ontology annotation, cellular component: membrane. NCBI's taxonomy places the organism in Eukaryota, Metazoa, Chordata, Actinopteri, Cypriniformes, Cyprinidae. The coding region runs from base 930 to 1853 and encodes 307 amino acids.